Messenger RNA from Rhododendron vialii, 2514 nucleotides. RefSeq lists its product as uncharacterized. The transcript is spliced from 14 exons. Gene Ontology annotation, molecular function: acyltransferase activity, transferring groups other than amino-acyl groups. Bases 231 to 2183 code for a protein of 650 amino acids. Lineage: Eukaryota; Viridiplantae; Streptophyta; Magnoliopsida; Ericales; Ericaceae. The record is from RefSeq and is a predicted model, not a curated record.
GUUCAAAGUUGGACCCCAUUUCAAAAGGGCAAAAAGAGGCGCCAAGGUUACAAACCAAACUAAACUAAAAAAUUUCAAUAGAAUUCUCGCGCAAGUAUGUCGAUUUUACCUAGCUACAUCUAAACUUCGCUCAAAAUUACAAUUAGCGCUCUUUCCCGCCCACAAAUAUAAAUAGCUUUGCGGUUCCUUCCACUUUCAAAGCCAAAGCAAAGCAAAAUUCCCCACGUAAUAUGGCGCCCAAAAGGAUCUCGCCUUCACUUCCAUCUCCAAUCUCAAUCGGGAACUGCGAGGUUGUUGUUGAUGCGAAGAAGUUCACCUCUAAAUUGGAUGAGAACAGCCUUCAAAUCACUCUCUCCAGAUACGCGAAAAUCAGAAUAUCAGUAGUAGAGGAUAAGGAUAAAAAGAGCUGCAAUGAUCUCCAUAAUCCUGGAACUGAGGAAAGUUGUAUAGGGAGUGGUGACUUUGUGCUCUUCAACCCCAAAGAUGUAGGUUGCCAAUCCAAGUCUCAGCUUCAGGAAGUACUUAUGAUAUAUGCGAAAGAGCUACCUGCCAUGAAUUAUGCUGCAAAUACUGGAAAGCAAUCGAUGUUCCUUGAAAGAUGUGUUUCAAAUGGUAAAUAUUGCACAUUACUUCUCAAAUCCAAGUCUAAAGAAGAUUCUGGAGAGGUGGUUGCUGCAAUUACUUAUCAAAUAAUUCCCGCAGAUACCCAAUAUGCCGAGGUUCCCCUCACAGCUGUUAGCUCAAUCUACCAAAGGAAGGGGAUUGGAAGCCUCCUGUACAGGGAGCUGAAAAAGAGAUUGCAAAGUGUUGGUAUUCGUACUAUAUUUUGUUGGGGGGACAAGGAAUCUGAAGGAUUUUGGGUUAAACAGGGUUUUGUGUCGAUAGGUGAGGUUGAUUCCAAAGGUAAAGCUCGUAGGCUGCCUAUUAAGGCUGACAUUCGUAGGGCAUUAUGCUUUCCUGGUGGGUCGACCCUCAUGGUUUCUCAUCUUAACAUGGGCACCUCAGCUAACCCUGAAGAGCUGCCAAAGUUUUGUUCUUCAUUAAGGCGUACUGAGCAUUCUUUGCCCUCUGCUACCGUUCACAAUUGUACUCUUGGAAGUAAGGAAGUAUGUUCUGUUCCUUCCGAGGCGGUGAAUCAGAUAACAGCCAUAACUGAAUACUCUCAUCCUCAAGGCCCGGUGAAAGAUGGAUUUCAAGUGGAUGGUACACGUGGCCUUGUUCAUUUGGGCAUGGAUUACAACAAUAUGGCUAACUGUUUAGGAGUAACUAAAUUUGGAGUCGAUACUGAUGUGAAGCAUUGCUCAUGUUCUUCAGGAAGUGGAAAAAAGAGGGUUUGGGAAUCCUCAUGUACAUCACUGAAGUCAAAAAAAGUCAAGGGCGGUUAUCAAGUUGACUGUGAAUUAGAUUCGUUGGAUUUUGUUUCAGAAAGUCAUGGAAUAUCCUGUGAUGGACCUUUGGCAGUAGUGGCUCCUAGGGAUCCCUUCAGCAAUAGUUUCACGGAAAAGACAACUGAAGAAUGCCAACUAAAUAUUUUCUUACAAGAUCAUGGCAACCAGGAACCAGUAUCGAGAGGAAAAAGCUUUAGGAUCAUGUUGAUGAAUAUUGCUAAUGAUGCUAAGAAAUCAACUCUAUCCAAGAUUAUUGAAGACCUUAAUGGGACUGUCACCUCUGAUGGAAGUCUCUGCACACAUGUAGUCACAGGGAAAGUGAGAAAAACUUUGAAUUUCUGCACUGCUCUCUGUUCAGGAGCUUGGAUAAUUUCACCUAGUUGGCUAAAAGAAAGUUUCCGGGAGGGAAGAUUUGUGGAUGAAAUGCCUUUUAUUUUGAAAGAUGAAGACUAUGAGUUGAAGUAUAGAAUUGAGUUGAAGUAUGCAGUUCAGAGGGCAAGAGAAAGACCCCAAGCUUUGCUUCAUGGCUAUAAUGUAUGCCUUGCAGCUCAUCUUCAACCCCCAGUUGGUACCCUAUCAGCCAUUAUAAGGUCUGCUGGUGGAAAUGUAAUCCGUGGAGUAGACAAAUUAAAUCAAGCAUCAAAGACCAUCUUUUUGGUGUGUGAAGAGGACAUGGAGGAAGCUCUUUCAGCUGUGAAGAAAGGAAUAUGGACUUUCAGUAGUGAUUGGUUUAUGAACUGCAUCAUGAAGCAAGAACUAGACUUGGACGCCCCACAGUUUGCUGAAUCCCUCUAAUUGCACCCAGAAGUCAAGCCGAGCAACUCAUGACAACAGUAGCGCGAAUAAGUAAAAUAAUUACUUGUCAACAGGAAUAGCAACAUAAACUUAUGUAUCUAUUGCUUAUAACGUUAUGUUGCAAACUAGAAGGUGUGUAGAUAACCAGAUGUCAGAAUUGCAAUGCAAAUUUUUGGGAAGAGAGUAGUUUUUGGUGCCCUUUUGUGUGUCAAUUCCCCAGUUGUGUGCAUUCGUGGGUGAAUUCCAUACUGGAAUGUAACUUCAGAAGAAUGAUCAAAACGUCUAACUGGAAAUUAUUGUCAGCUUAUUAUGAUUUUGAAUUUGUGGUAGA